UUUUUUUUUCCCUCUCUCUCCUCUCCUCAGGCAACCAAUUAAUUUUGGACCCAACCGAAUGUCUGCAUCCGUUUCCGCCUCCGCCUCGUCGAACUUCCCAUCAGACGCUCGUUCGGGGCCCCUCCGCCGCCUUAGCCAACUGCGCGCGUAUACCCAAAAUCAUUUCUCCUCUCAAUCCUCCUCGUCAUCCUCAGCCUCUAAUACCAACAGUCAACAACGGAUCGCCCGUCGACACACCUUUAGUAGUCGAGUAUCUUGGUUUUCUCCCGCGUCAUCUGCCUCCACCAGUACCGAAUCUGCUCUUCCACCUGUGGGGACCAAUGACCCGGCCCCAUGUCCCGACUCUGAACCAUCCUCAUCGACCCUCGCCCGCUACAGUUCUGUCUUGUUCCCAGGCUAUCGCGGUUUUGAACUCGACCUGCGUUCCCAGAAUCGCUCCUCCGAGUCAUCAACCUCCCCUCCUUCGUCACACGAGCCUCGUCGAACGCAGACCCAAGGCAGGAUGGCGCGGCUGAGAGGGUUGUCUCAAACCCCAGAUACGAGACCUGAGGUGGACACGACGCCAGCAUCGGCGCCGACCAACCUGCAGAAUGGGUUGUUGGACUGCCCCGACCCGGUUACCAAUGAAAAUUCUUCUUCAUCGUCACGCCCGAAGCAGAAAGCCACCAUUCGAUUUUUCCCUCAUCAGGAUUCGCAUGGAAAUUCGAGACCUUCCUUACCCUUUAUCCCCAUCUCUCGAACUCUACCAUCGGAGAGUAGUGUCAUCCGGGUCGGGCGAUACUCUGAGCGAGACGGCUUGCCCGUCGCAAACCCCACCGAACCCUCCGAUUCGCCUGUGGGUUUCAAGUCGAAGGUCGUUAGUCGAAAACAUUGUGAAUUUCUGUACCUAAACGGCCAGUGGCACAUUAAGGAUGUCGGAAGCUCAUCGGGAACCUUUUUGAACCACAUGCGGUUGAGUCAGCCUAACAUGGCAUCCCGGCUGUACACAGUGAAGGAUGGGGAUAUCGUGCAGCUGGGUAUUGAUUUCAGGGGUGGGGAAGAGAUGAUCUUCCGAUGCGUUCGUAUACGCAUCGAAUGCAACCGGUCCUGGCAGCAGCAGCCUAACGAGUUCAAUAAAAACACUGAGAGCCUCAUUAAAAAUUUAGGUAAAGGCGAUACGGCGGAUUAUUCCGGGUGUCGCGAAUGCUCGAUCUGCCUUGGAUCUGUUUUGAGACCUUAUCAGUGUCUAUUCAUGGCAGCAUGUGCCCAUGUGUGGCACUACAAAUGCGUUAGUCGCCUCAUCCAUACGCCGGAUUACCCUAUGUUUCAGUGCCCGAAUUGCCGUGCAUAUACGGAUCUGAGCGCCGAGGUGGAUGAUUCGAACGAUUACGAGGAGGUGGAGCAGAAGCCCGCCUCCACAGAGGAACAAAGAGAUUCAUCUCAGGACCGUCGAUCCGAAACCCGCACCCCCCAACUAGAAAACAACCCAACUCCUGAGGCCUCCAACUCCUCGCAAGAAUCCGUGGAUGCCCAGCCAAAUUCCCUGCCCGCGACAGCAGGGCUUACUCACGACGUCGAGAUUAUGCACCUCAGUGAAAAUAGUGCAUUGAGAGAACUCGAUGACGAAACACCCCGUGUGGCCGAUCCAUCCCCUGUUGUCACGGGGAGCAUCGGGAUACCGGUUCCUACGGCCAGUGCUCUUCAGUGCCGGCAGGCGCAGCUGCGGGCAGAUACACCCGUUCGUUCUGAAUCCUCCGAAGACAACCCUCUGACGCCACGAAAUGAUUCCGGUCCUCUGGUAUUUGACGGCCGGGCUAGCAUGUCGUGAAGAAGGAUAAUUCUAUGGAAUACAACGCCAUGGGACUCCAUGCGCAAUGACUUACAUUGACCUUUUUGAGCGGGGAGACGCUUUGUCAAACGCCAGCAGUCGUCCCAUCAAAGACUGUUCUACGGCCUUUCACGUGUUUCCUCUCGUUAAUCCCCCUUGCAUCGUUUACAAUUGAACACCCCAGCAUAGUUAUUUUCUAUCUCUAUAUCUAGCAUCGCAAUCUGGAACCCAUCUGCCCUUGGUUUUAAAUUAUACCCCCAUUUCGCAUCGCCGGGUUACUCCUCUCGGUCGGCUUGGCCAGGUUCCCCAUUGCGCCGUCCUCGCUGGCUGUCCGACGGUGCACUUCAGCCGGCUGGUUAAUGGCGUUUUGGUAUCUGCAUACAUCCUGCGAUCUAGCUAAGGUUUACCGGUGGUCUCUCGACGAUCUCCUCGUCAGCAUUCGUUCUUCUGCUACACUUUCCUUUCUGUUCUAUUUUGAUAGCGCCUGAUUGAGCAUGUGUGUACAUAACAUUAUACUGCGACCGUGCGUGGGAACCGCACUGGCCAACUUAGCUACUAAAGCAACAAUUUCCUUUCUUGGCUCGCCGGAGUCCAUCUUCCAAUCCUCCUGCGACCGCCAC
Aspergillus caelatus is the source of this 2427-nucleotide messenger RNA. Its product is annotated as FHA domain protein. Lineage: Eukaryota; Fungi; Ascomycota; Eurotiomycetes; Eurotiales; Aspergillaceae. Gene Ontology annotation, biological process: mitotic spindle assembly checkpoint signaling; ubiquitin-dependent protein catabolic process; negative regulation of septation initiation signaling. The coding region runs from base 59 to 1807 and encodes 582 amino acids. The record is from RefSeq and is a predicted model, not a curated record. The transcript is spliced from 3 exons. Gene Ontology annotation, cellular component: cytosol; cell division site; mitotic spindle pole body. Gene Ontology annotation, molecular function: ubiquitin protein ligase activity; protein binding.